Chanos chanos (milkfish) is the source of this 2071-nucleotide messenger RNA. RefSeq names its product protein phosphatase 2, regulatory subunit B, alpha b (gene ppp2r2ab). The record is from RefSeq and is a predicted model, not a curated record. NCBI's taxonomy places the organism in Eukaryota, Metazoa, Chordata, Actinopteri, Gonorynchiformes, Chanidae. Gene Ontology annotation, molecular function: protein binding; protein phosphatase regulator activity. The coding region runs from base 188 to 1534 and encodes 448 amino acids. Gene Ontology annotation, cellular component: protein phosphatase type 2A complex. The transcript is spliced from 10 exons.
GGAGUGUUAUACAGAGAGUCAACCUGGAAGGGAAUUCUAAGCGAGAAGUUACGAAGAAUAUAGCCUCCGACAACACGAUUGCUCGAUUUUUAGCCACCGUGUUGGACGCACCGCAUUCAGAGACGCAGACCCGGCACAUUUAUCAAGCCCGGGGUCCGACAUCGCCACUCAGAUUCCCUCCCUCGCCAUGGCAGGAGCCGGUGGCGGGAACAACGACUUGCAGUGGUGUUUCUCGCAGGUGAAAGGAGCGAUUGAUGAUGACGUAGCUGAAGCGGACAUCAUCUCUACCGUGGAGUUUAACCACUCAGGGGAGCUGCUAGCCACAGGGGACAAAGGCGGUCGUGUUGUCAUCUUCCAACAGGAAACAGAGAACAAGAGUCAGCCGCAGAGUCGGGGCGAGUACAAUGUUUACAGCACCUUUCAGAGCCAUGAGCCGGAGUUCGACUACCUGAAGAGCUUGGAGAUCGAAGAGAAGAUCAACAAAAUCCGCUGGCUGCCGCAGAAGAACGCUGCCCAGUUCUUAUUAUCCACGAACGAUAAGACUAUAAAGCUGUGGAAGAUCAGCGAACGAGAUAAGAGACCAGAGGGAUAUAAUCUUAAAGAGGAAGAUGGACGUUACAGGGACUCCACCACCAUCACAACUCUACGGGUACCAGUAUUCAGACCAAUGGACCUCAUGGUGGAGGCCAGCCCCCGCAGGGUGUUUGCCAACGCACACACGUACCACAUCAACUCCAUUUCCGUUAACAGCGACAACGAGACCUACCUGUCCGCAGACGACCUGCGCGUCAACCUGUGGCACCUGGAGAUCACAGACCGCAGCUUCAACAUCGUGGACAUAAAGCCAGCCAACAUGGAGGAGCUGACGGAGGUGAUCACUGCAGCCGAGUUCCACCCUGACCAGUGCAACACGUUUGUGUACAGCAGCAGUAAGGGCACCAUCCGCCUCUGUGACAUGAGAGCCUCAGCCCUGUGUGACAAGCACUCCAAACUGUUCGAGGAGCCCGAGGACCCGAGUAACCGCUCCUUUUUCUCCGAGAUCAUCUCCUCCAUCUCCGACGUCAAAUUCAGCCACAGCGGACGGUACAUGAUGACCCGGGACUACCUCUCCGUCAAGAUCUGGGAUCUGAACAUGGAGAACCGACCCGUGGAGACGUAUCAGGUCCAUGAGUACCUCAGGAGUAAGCUGUGCUCGCUCUACGAGAACGACUGCAUCUUCGAUAAGUUCGAGUGCUGCUGGAACGGAAACGACAGCGUGGUGAUGACCGGCUCCUACAACAACUUCUUCCGCAUGCUUGACCGCGGCCAGCGGCGGGACGUGACCCUGGAGGCCUCGCGGGAGAACAGCAAGCCCCGCCAGGUGCUCAAACCCCGCAGGGUCUGCGCCGGCGGCAAACGCAAGAAGGACGAGAUAAGCGUGGACAGCUUGGACUUCAACAAGAAGAUCCUGCACACUGCCUGGCACCCCCAGGAGAACAUCAUCGCCGUGGCAACCACCAACAACCUCUACAUCUUUCAGGAGAAAGUGAACUAGUGACGUUUGGUGUCGUCUUGAGCAGGAGGGAGGGAGGGAGGGAAGGGGAAAGCCCUCUGACCUCUGCGUGGAAGUCGAACUAGCGAAAAUCUCUUUCUCUCUCUCCCUCCCUCUCUCUCUCUCUCUCCCUCUCUCUCUCUGACAAGCACCACCAUUGCAUUGACCCUUGACUUAGCCCAGGACUGGAUGAACCCGGGGGGGGGUCAGGGAGGGACCCUUCCCUGUUGUCAUGGCUACCAGUUCCGAGCCGGUUCUGACUAGCCUGGCAAAACGUGACCCUGCUUUGGCAUCCGUGGCACACUAACCUGCGCCUUGCCCUGGACAUGUUGUGCCAACCCCUGUCUUUUACCCGCCAACCCAGGUGCCCUGGUGCCCUGUUCCCACGGGUCAGCCCCAGGGCAGCGUGGGACGCAGGUUCCAUCAUUAUCAGAUAUCAGUUUUGUUUUUUGUUGUUUUGUUUUUGUUUUGUUUUUUAUUUUGUUGUUAAUUCAAGGUGUCUGUGUAUAAAAAGGAUUCGUACUCAUGGGUGUGUUCCAC